This is a messenger RNA of Aspergillus tubingensis, 1521 nucleotides long. RefSeq names its product MFS transporter. The transcript is spliced from 2 exons. Gene Ontology annotation, molecular function: transmembrane transporter activity. Lineage: Eukaryota; Fungi; Ascomycota; Eurotiomycetes; Eurotiales; Aspergillaceae. The record is from RefSeq and is a predicted model, not a curated record. Gene Ontology annotation, cellular component: membrane. Gene Ontology annotation, biological process: transmembrane transport. Bases 1 to 1521 code for a protein of 506 amino acids.
AUGGAAACUGUGUCCAAACGUCAAUGCGACAUUGAGCACCAGGCUGUCUCAGAAAACUCUAAGCCCAGCACUCUCAUCGACGGCAAUGAAACCGACACCAAUUCGAACGAUCACUUAGCCUAUGAGGUGGUUUGGUCAAAGGAUGACCCUGAAAAUCCGAAAAAUUGGUCUGCGUUACACAAGUGCCUUGCUAUCUUCACCAUGGGUUAUGGUGCGACUGUUGUCAGUUUAUUUAGUACCUCCUAUACGGUUGGCAUCACGGGACUACAAGAGGAAUUCCAUAUAUCCAAAACCGUCGGCCUCCUGGGUUUGACCACUUACCUAAUAGGUAUGGCAGUGGGAAGCAUGAUUCUUGCUCCCUUGAGCGAGAUGUACGGGCGUCGGCCCAUCUAUAUCUUUUCGAUCACUCUGUUUACGAUCUUUGUGUUGCCAUCUGCAUUGGCAACAAAUAUACAGACGAUCCUGAUCACACGUUUCUUCACCGCAUUCUUUGGCAGUGCUAUGAUGUCCAACUCUCCUGGCUCUGUGAAUGAUAUCGUCUCCGAGAAGCAUCGGGCCUUCGCCUUCGGCUUUUGGUCUCUCGGGCCUACAAAUGGACCUGUUAUUGGACCCAUUAUUGGAGGAUUCAUCUUUGAAUACCUUGGCUGGAGAUGGCUUGACUGGAUUAUUAUGAUUCUCGGUGGUGUUGCCUUUCUACUAGUCCUGACUAUCAAGGAGACCUAUGCUCCAUUUCUUCUGCGCAAACGGGCGCUUAGAAUGAGGAAGGAGACAGGAAACCCCAAAUGGUGGAGUCGCUAUGAUAAUCAGUUGGACUUUGCAACCUAUCUCCAAAUUAAUAUAACUCGGCCGUUGACCAUGAUGGUAACGGAGCCCAUCUGCAUUUUUUGGAAUGUUUACGUCGCCUUGGUCUAUGGUGUGCUAUAUCUCUGCUUUGUCGCCUACCCUCUCGCCUUUCAAAAGUACCGUGGCUGGACUCCUGGCAUCGGAGGUCUGGCUUAUCUAGGUAUAGGAUGCGGAUCAGUACUUACCAUCGCUUUUGAACCAAUCCUGAGAAAGAUCAUCAACUCCCACAAGAAGGACGCCACUGGCAAGGUGCCCCCUGAAGCAAUGGUCAGCGUUAUCUGUGUUUCGGCUGUCCUGUUAGCGGCAGGCGAGAUUUGGUUUGCUUGGACAUCCACACCGAACGUACAUUGGAUUGUACCAAUUCUCGCUGGUGUUCCAUUUGGCGCUGGCAAUGCGGGUGUCUUCAUCUACAUGAGCAACUACCUUGUACAGUCGUAUAAUGAUUACGCCGCGUCAGCUUUGGCGGGGAAUGCCGUGCUGCGCAGCAUAUUUGGAGCCUUGCUUCCCCUGGCAGGUCCUUCUAUGUAUGCUACUUUGGGGUUGCAUUGGGCGGGAUUUCUCCUCGGAAUGGUCGAAGCCGUCUGCGUUGCGAUUCCGGUGGUGUUCUACCUCUAUGGCUACCGAAUCCGUGAGCGUAGCGUCAUGAUUCGAAAAAUGCAGGCGGAUAGGGCCCUCUGA